Messenger RNA from Diaporthe citri, 534 nucleotides. RefSeq lists its product as uncharacterized. The transcript is spliced from 2 exons. Bases 1 to 534 code for a protein of 177 amino acids. The record is from RefSeq and is a predicted model, not a curated record. Lineage: Eukaryota; Fungi; Ascomycota; Sordariomycetes; Diaporthales; Diaporthaceae.
AUGUCAGCUAAUCCUUACAAAGCCUUCGGGCUAUCAUGCCCCAAUGGUGGAGACUUCCACAUUUGCGAGAACACCAAGAGAGAGUUCAUCGGCUGCUGCACGACGGACCCAUGCGCAGACGGCUCAGGCCUGUGCGAAAAGGCGAAUCUUCGAGCAGCCUCAUUCUCCGAGUCCAGCUACCUUGACAUACCCCCUCAGAGCUGCGACAGCACUGGUGGCGACAACCACUUCUAUACUUGCACAGCGAACGACCCACCUUUCAUUGGAUGUUGCACCAUCAACCCGUGCGUCAACAUGACCUGCCCGUCUGCAAAUCUCCGAGCAGCGGUAUUGUCAUCUGAUCACUACGACAGAGCAUCUUUUCUGGCGCCGUCAACCUCUUCUAGCAACGGAAAGUCCUCAACAACAGCAAAAUCCGGCUCGAAUGGCUUAUCAUCCGGAGCCGUCGCUGGAAUCGUGCACUCAUUCGCAUCUGAGCGAUCCUCGCUCCGCGUUUUACUCGCCGACUUCAGCCUCCCCUUUACCUUCGUAUAA